Messenger RNA from Corticium candelabrum, 998 nucleotides. RefSeq lists its product as uncharacterized. The coding region runs from base 147 to 998 and encodes 283 amino acids. The transcript has a single exon. The record is from RefSeq and is a predicted model, not a curated record. NCBI's taxonomy places the organism in Eukaryota, Metazoa, Porifera, Homoscleromorpha, Homosclerophorida, Plakinidae.
GACGAGACAACAACCAGACCUUGAAACGAAGACUGGGCAAGUUAGUAAAUGAACAACAAGACAACUGGGAUGAAGACCUGGAAGCAAUUCUAUUCGGCAUUCGUUCCAGCAUUUCACAGGCAACAAAAUUCACUCCUUUCUUCCUGAUGUUUUGCAGAGAAGCCAGGCAGAUUUCAGACAUGGUAUUUGCUGAUACAGAAUGUGCUGCAACCAUGCCUCAAAGAGCUACAGAAAAGCAAGUACAAGAACGGAUGGAGUUUUGCCAACAGAUAGGGCAACACGUUAAAGUGAACAUCGAAAGAGCACAGGCAAAAAUGAAGAAGACUUAUGAAGCCAGGGUGUCCAAAGGUACAAAGUGUUUUACAUUUAAAGUGGGUGAUGUUGUCCUUGUCAAGAACCAAAGAAGAGCUGGAAGAAAAGGUGGAAAACUGGAACCAGAUUGGAAAGGACCCUACACCAUCACAGAAAUAAGUGAAAGUUAUGCCUAUGUACAAAAUUCACAAGGAAAACCGCUGGCCAAUAAAGUGUCUCGUGAACACCUCAAGCCUUUUGUAAACAGUGCGAUUCCAGUCCAAAUGUUGACACCUUCAGUUCCCUCCAAAGAAGACUCUCCAACAACAGUAGUUGAAGAUCCCACUGAAUUGUCAAUAUUGCAUGAAACACUUCCUGCAACCCGUACUGUGCCGUUUGGUCUAACAGCAAGUAGAAAAAGAAGAAUAAACAGUGGAGGGAGUUCUCGUGUCAAAAGGUUAAGGCCAUUAGAGAAGACAACCCUUGUGAAAUACUUACCACCUACUGUCUACACGACAUUUCUGCAACCCAAUUACUGUCUGAAUGAUGAAACAAUUGACUAUGCACAAGGACUGCUAUCAACUCAGUUUCCUAACAUUGAAGGUUUCCAGGCAACUGUAGCUCUUGCUGGUAGUUCAGUGGGUGGUUACAUUCCUACCGCUACUGAUAAAUUCGUUCAAAUUGUUCAUAUCAAUGGCAAUCAUUGA